Salvia hispanica is the source of this 1275-nucleotide messenger RNA. Lineage: Eukaryota; Viridiplantae; Streptophyta; Magnoliopsida; Lamiales; Lamiaceae. The record is from RefSeq and is a predicted model, not a curated record.
AUGGUCUCCAUCGACGCUCUGACGACGUAUUUCCGACAGACAAACCCUAACAUAGAUUUGGGAGCAGCGUUGGCUGGCCUGAGUCUACUCGGAGGCGGAGCACCGGUAAUACCCAUCCCUACUCCGGGACUUCCACCCGUCAUAGUUCUUCCACCCACCGUCCCUACUUCAUCAACCCCCACAAUAAUCGAACCCUCUCCACAAGAAACCGCACAACCGGAAACAUCAGGAGCCUCUCCUACGCUACAACCGAUCUUACCAUUAGACGUAAGUCCCAUCUCGGCUUACCAAGAUCCAGGAACAGGGGAAGAAGAAGCCACCGGAGUGGAGAAUGCAGAGGAAGAAAUUUCCAACAAGGCUGCAAGCAGGGGAGAAGGGGAGAUCAUAGAGGAGACGCCCUUGAAAGAAACUGUGGAGGAACGGGAGAUGAGGGAAGAAAAAGAGCUGAACGAAACGGCCAGGAAACAAGGCCUCAUGAAUGACGAAGAAUUCCAGUCGCUGAUUGAUGGAGUGACGUGGAGAGAGGAGAUCACUGCCGAGAUGGCUGAGGCUCUAGACCUCGCAUCUAAGGCAGUAGGAAAUGAAAGCGCACAGGAACCAACCGAGGAACCGGAGGAGAAGCCCGCCCAAGCAAUAGAUGAGAUGGUAACUGAGAAGGUGGUAGAAACAGGCCCUGAUGUGCCAGAGUACCAGCCAGAAGUAGAGGCGGGCAGCGAACAACAGAAAGAAAAGGAACCCGAAGACGACCCAAGGGCUCCGAGGCAGAAACCAACACGGAUAUCACAAAGGUGCCUGGGAAGCGGGGUGAUUGGGAAGGCAGGAGGCAACACUGCGUCUAGUGCAGUAGAGAUAUCAAGUGAGGAUGAGAAAGACGCUUCUACAAAAACUGAGGAGGAGUCCUUACCGGCUGAUGACCAGAAAGACAUCCCAACAGAAACAGAGGUGGUGCCACCUACCCCAACUGACCAGGAAGGGAGAACCUCUCCACAAACAAAGGACGACAUUGCCGAGAUGGCUGAGGAUCUGGACCUCACAUCCAAGGCAGUAGAAGACAAAGCACCAGAGGAAGAGGAACCCCCAACAAGACCAGAGCCGGAGAGGAGAGAUCAACCACGAUGGAGGGAUAUUAGCGACGACGACUACGUCUCGAGUGAAGAAUUUGAAUCGAAGAGCGAUGUUUCCUUUGAGGAUGAAGAGUUCCAGGAGCACCAACUGCCUAAGAACUAUCGUGAGCUCAUCCACCCUCCAGUGGAGAGAAUAGAGUACCAGCCGUGA